AUGGCUCUCGGCCGUCUUGUCCACUUUGCAUUUGACGCCCUCGCCGUGUCUACCAUUCUUGCUGGUGUCAAGAAGACUACCGGAUUUGCCCCCGCGACCGACCUCAUCCCGGACUCCUCUCUCAAGUCGGUGACCGACUCUUACCUCGGUGUUGGACACACAAUCUUCGACAUUGUCGCUGGGCAGUCGGUGAUGAGCCAGUACUUCAAGAAGCAAUAG
Messenger RNA from Cryptococcus wingfieldii CBS 7118, 219 nucleotides. RefSeq lists its product as hypothetical. Gene Ontology annotation, cellular component: cytoplasm. NCBI's taxonomy places the organism in Eukaryota, Fungi, Basidiomycota, Tremellomycetes, Tremellales, Cryptococcaceae. The record is from RefSeq and is a predicted model, not a curated record. The coding region runs from base 1 to 219 and encodes 72 amino acids. The transcript has 2 exons.